This is a messenger RNA of Centruroides sculpturatus (bark scorpion), 1523 nucleotides long. RefSeq names its product plexin-B-like. The transcript is spliced from 2 exons. Gene Ontology annotation, molecular function: semaphorin receptor activity; protein binding. Gene Ontology annotation, cellular component: semaphorin receptor complex. The record is from RefSeq and is a predicted model, not a curated record. Gene Ontology annotation, biological process: regulation of GTPase activity; sensory neuron axon guidance; negative regulation of cell adhesion. Lineage: Eukaryota; Metazoa; Arthropoda; Arachnida; Scorpiones; Buthidae. Bases 206 to 1522 code for a protein of 438 amino acids.
AGGAAGGGAGCUGCAGGAGUGACAAAUGACGUGGCAGACAAUGGAGCGACAGAAAUAUUUCUAUGGCGAUCAGGCAGACAUCGAUCUAGUAUCUUGUGGUGGGGAAUAACCGGCUUCAGUUCUGAUUUCGCUGAGGAGACAGAGUGAUGGGUCGUUGUUUAUCUUGUUAGUUUGUCUUUCGUCUCGGACGAGGUGUAAAUCACAUAUGUUUCAAGUUGUGGUGCAAGAAAAUGGAUGUCUUAUAUUUCAUACAUAUCAUAACACGAGAUUGCAUGAACAUGUUAACCCAUUGAAGACAAAAUUGGAGAGAAUGGAAUCAAAAUCCAAAGUUUCUUCGAACCGAAGAAAUUGGAAGUGUAAGAUUCAUAUUGAUAGAUUAUGGCUAUAUAUCAUGUAUCUUCUCCUUAUAAUCUGGACAGGAUAUCUUUGUCAAGCUGUACAUCAAGACUCGGACAUCUAUGCAUCAUAUACAACUUACAACGAGACAAUCAAUUUUACUCAUAUGGCAAUAGAUCCACAAACUGGAAGAAUAUACGUCGGAGCCACAAAUUGGCUCUAUCAAUUUAAUUCAAGCCUAGAAUUGGAAGCAUCUGUACAGACUGGACCAGUGAUGGACAACAUCCAAUGUUUUCCCACAGACUGUAGCGGACAGCAGCUAUUUUCUUUAACUAACGUCAACAAGGUACUAGUCAUCGACCAAGAGGUCAGAAUGUUAUUGGUUUGUGGAAGUGUUCAUCAAGGUGCUUGCCGAAGACAUCAUCUCGAAGAUAUUUCGAAUUACGAGGACCUAGUGCCCGUUCCUGUAUCAUCCAACGAUGAAAAUUCCUCAACAUUUGCCUUCAUAGGACCUGCUCGAUACGCCGGAUAUCCAUCGAGAGUUCUAUACGUGGCUACUACCAAUAGUCGUUUAGGACCAUAUCGUGAUAUGGUCCCAGCAAUUUGCAGUCGAAGUCUUGAUCCGGCUCGUCUUUUUACAGUGGUAGAGAAAUCUUUCUCUUCAAUCGCUCGAGUUGAUAUAAGCUUUCAUCUACGUGAUUACUAUCUGGUGCAUUAUGUCUAUGGCUUUAGCUCUGGUGAUUUUAUAUACUUUGCAACAACUCAACGUAAAUCACAUCUGAGAGCUUUGGAGGAAUGGGGUUACAUUACCCGUUUGUCGAGAGUUUGUAUAUCAGAUGCGGGUUACAACACUUAUACUGAAGUGACCUUGCAGUGCCUAGGAUCUGAUGGAACAGACUAUAAUCUGUUGCAAGAUGCUAGUUUGGUGCGUGCCGGGGCCGAUCUUGCUGCUGAUUUACAUAUAGAACCAGGAGUCGAUGUUCUCGUUGGUGUAUUUGCUGUCAGUAAAGAUCAUACAUAUCGUACGUCUCCUAAUUCUGCCAUGUGUGUUUAUGCUGUAGCUGAAGUAGAACAAAGAUUCACUGAAAACAUCCACAUGUGCUACAAUGGCAGUGUUCUAACUCGAGAUAUGGAUUACAUAGCCGGUGGAAUCAAUCAAUGUCCCGAACCUGGAGUAAGUAUUUAAA